This is a messenger RNA of Pseudogymnoascus destructans, 2341 nucleotides long. RefSeq lists its product as uncharacterized. Gene Ontology annotation, molecular function: dTDP-glucose 4,6-dehydratase activity. The record is from RefSeq and is a predicted model, not a curated record. The transcript is spliced from 4 exons. Gene Ontology annotation, biological process: nucleotide-sugar metabolic process. The coding region runs from base 194 to 1462 and encodes 422 amino acids. NCBI's taxonomy places the organism in Eukaryota, Fungi, Ascomycota, Leotiomycetes, Thelebolales, Thelebolaceae.
GUUCCCUGUGCGUCUAUUCGCAAUUCCCACCAAAACCCACAUUUACACACCACCUUCCUGUCCUUCCUCUACUCCCCUCUCCUCCCCUCUCCUCUCCUCUCUUCCUAUUCCUCAUCUGGCCCGCAUAUAUAUACACAAUAUCCUCACUGCUCAUCUACGACUCGACUCUCCCUCUCUCCUAGCUAUCUUCAUCAUGCCUAGCCCACCUACAUACUCCAGGACUGCCUCCUCUGCCGCGGGCGAGAACCCUUUCCUUGAGGACCUCCCCGUCUGGAAGAGGGCGCCUGUUCUCAUCGGUUCGACCAAGUUCGAGCCGCUCCCAGAUGUCAAGAAUAUCAUGAUCACUGGUGGCGCUGGCUUCAUCGCAUGCUGGUUGGUACGACACUUGACCAUCACAUACCCCGAGGCAUACAACAUUGUCUCCUUCGACAAGCUCGACUACUGCGCUUCGCUCAACAACACCCGCGCCCUCAAUGACAAGAGGAACUUCUCCUUCUACCAGGGCGACAUCACCAACCCCUCCGAGGUGAUGGACUGCCUCGAGCGCCACAACAUCGACACCAUCUUCCACUUCGCCGCGCAGUCGCACGUCGACCUGAGCUUCGGCAACUCGUACGGGUUCACCCACACCAACGUCUACGGCACCCACGUGCUGCUCGAGUCGGCCAAAAAGGUUGGCAUCAAGCGCUUCAUCCACAUCUCCACCGAUGAGGUCUACGGUGAGGUUGAGGACGAGGAUGACGACCUCCUCGAGACUAGCAUCCUCGCCCCCACCAACCCCUACGCCGCCUCCAAGGCCGCCGCUGAGAUGUUGGUCCACUCUUACCAGAAGAGCUUCAAGCUCCCCGUCAUCAUCGUCCGCAGCAACAACGUCUACGGCCCCCACCAGUUCCCCGAGAAGGUCAUCCCCAAAUUCACCUGCCUCCUGAACCGCGGCGAGCCCGUCGUCCUCCACGGCGACGGCUCCCCAACCCGCCGCUACCUGUUCGCCGGCGACGCCGCCGACGCCUUUGACACCAUCCUUCACAAGGGCCACAUCGGUCAGAUCUACAACGUCGGUUCCUACGACGAGAUCUCCAACCUGUCCCUCUGCUCCAAGCUCCUCGCCUACCUCGAGAUCCCGCACAAGACCCAGGAGGAGCUGCACAAGUGGAUCAAGCACACGCACGACCGCCCCUUCAACGACCGCCGCUACGCCGUCGACGGCACGAAGCUGCGUAACCUCGGCUGGGACCAGAAGACCUCGUUCGAGAAGGGCGUGGGUAUCACCGUGCAGUGGUACAAGGCGUUUGGUGAGGAGUGGUGGGGCGAUAUCACCAAGGUCUUGACGCCGUUCCCGGAGGUCGAGAACAAGAAGGUCAUUGCCGCGAGGGAUGUUGUUGUGGAUAACUUGGAGGGCGAUAUGGUCGUUGACAAGAACGAUGAUAUGACCCUCAAGCAGACCAACGGCGCCAAGGCCUAGAUUCUUCAAAUAAUCUAGACCCCCCCCGGCUCCCCGUUCGGGCGGUCGGGCUCCGCGGUCUUUCUCGCGUUCUAUGCAGUUUUGCUUUCUGGGAACGGGGAUGAUGCGGGCGCGCUGCGUGUGCUGUUUUUGCAUUUUGUUGUGAAAGCGAUGGGAGAAGCAUAGGUAGUUGGUUUUCUAUGUCCCUUCCCCCCCGUUGGCACCAACAUACAUUCGAGAGGAUUAGACGGAGAGAGUUGAGAGUCAGGCAAGGACAGGAUAAAAAGGGCCCUUAUUUUACAGAUUGUGGGAGGAAUAAAAGACAUAGAAUCUUUUGAUUUACUUUUUUGUUUUGCAAAAAUGGGGGGGGGGGGUGCGGAUCUGAGGAUUUGUCGUUUCUUCCUUAUUUUAUCGUAUUUUUUUUACGCUUUUUGACGCCUUUCUUGCUUGCCCUGUUUGAUGUUCUGUUUUCGAGUCGUCGUGUUUCCCAUGCCCUCUAUAAAUAGUAGUAGAACUUGGACCUGGGGGGCUUCGCCGGUUUGUAUUUUUUUGGUCUUUGCGUGGCAAGCUUGAGAGUGGAGGGGCAAUAAUACAUGGGUCUUAUUUUAGAAACUGUUCGUUUGAGUUUAAUGUGGAUUGUGAUAGGUUUAAGUGAUGUGUAAUUUAAGUGAUGUGGAAUUUAAGUGAUGAUGUGAGAGUAGUGUAGCAGAUAAGUACAGCCGCAGCCUUACCCUCGAGCUGGACUCCUCCCUCUCCUUCACACCAUAGAGAUGCAAGUAUAUCACUUAAGUCUUGAUACUUCCACAUACAUCUAUCACUGCACGGCAUAGCAAAACAUAUCCCGUAGUUUAUAUGCAACUCCCGCUGUAUAUAGCACGCAUAUACACCCCCAUUGCCAAC